AUGCCUGGCAGACCAAAGAUGAACAGGAAGAAAUGCAUUUCAGAAAGAAGUGACAGACACACAGUUAGCAAAGUUGGGACCACUUCUAAAUGCAGUUUAUGUUCCCAACCAGGUCAUAACAAGAGGAAAUGUCCUCUCAAUCAGGUUAAUGCAGUAGAUGAUUCAGAUAUAUUUAAUUACCAUGAGCUAUUUGAGGGUGAGGGACAGGGUCAAGGACAUGGACAUGGAAAAGUCAAUGGGGUUGCUGAGGAUGUUGGAGUUGAUUUAGAGGAGGAGGUUGGAGGUGAUUUAGAGGAAGAAGUUGGAGGUGAUUCAGAGGAGGAGGUUGGAGGUGAUGAACAUAUGGUUGAUUUAGAGAUGGAUGAUGAACAAGUGGUGAAUCCUGUAAAUCAGCAUGUGGUUGCUCCUACUUUGAAAAGGAGAAAGUGUGGUCCUUCUCAGAGGAACACAAAACUUAGGUUGAGGAGGAAAGUGGUGACCAAGGAUGAUACAGGAGGAAGUCUUGAAUAUCCUCUCACAAUCUAAUUGAGUGUGCAAUUGGUUUUCCUUUUGAUUUGUUGCUACUUGCAUGCAGGUUUGAGAUUAAUGGCGAAGGAUUUGAAGGUUCGAUCGAAAAGUGAAGGAACAGUAACCUGUGAUUCUGAAGCUGAGAGCUUAAAGGACUACUGGAUACCCGAUUACAUACUGUUACAUGAAUCAAAAGUUGAAAAACCAUCAUAUGUUCCUGCUUCUCCCGUGAUAGUAUUUAUCAAUUCAAGAAGUGGUGGCCAGCUUGGUGGAGAGCUUCUACUCAGCUACCAAACACUUCUAAACAAAAACCAGGUAUUUGAUUUGAAUAAAGAGGCUCCUGAUAAGGUGCUACACCAACUAUUCCUCAAUCUAGAGAAGCAUAAACACAAUGAAGAUUCAUUCGCCUCUGAAAUCCAGAAAAGAUUGAGAGUUAUCGUGGCAGGAGGGGAUGGAACUGCUGGUUGGAUCCUUGGAGUGAUCUCUGAUCUCCACUUAUCACAGCCACCUCCAGUAGCCACAGUGCCUCUAGGAACCGGAAACAAUCUCCCAUUUGCAUUUGGUUGGGGGAAGAAAAACCCUGGAACUGAUCUUGAAUCUGUGAAGAUGUUCCUGAAUCUAGUAAAAGAUGCAAAAGAGAUGAAAGUAGAUAGCUGGCAUGUUCUGAUGAAGAUGAGAGUUCCAAGAAAAGAUGGUUCUUGUGAUCCAAUUGCACCUUUGGAAUUACCACACUCUCUGCAUGCUGUCCAUCGUGUCCCUCAAUCAAAUCCAUUGGAUGAGGAGGAGUAUCACACAUUUCGUGGAGGAUUUUGGAACUAUUUUAGUAUGGGAAUGGAUGCUCAAGUUUCAUAUGCGUUUCAUGCAGAAAGAAAGCUACACCCAGAAAAAUUCAAAAAUCAAUCUGCUAACCAUAAUGCCUAUGCAAAACUGACAUGUUCACAAGGAUGGUUUUGGGCUUCACUUUCUCAUCCAUCUUCAUGGAACAUAGCACAACUGGCAAAAGUUUCAAUCAUGAAAAAGCCAGGCCAAUGGGAAGUCCUGUCAAUACCUCCUAGCAUAAGGUCGAUAAUCUGCCUAAACUUGCCUAGUUUUUCGGGUGGACUCAAUCCAUGGGGCAUACCAAGCAGAAGGAGACUUCGUGUGAAAGAAUGGACUCCUCCAUAUGUCGAUGAUGGAUUUCUUGAAGUUGUUGGAUUCCGAAACGCUUGGCAUGGAGCUGUUUUAUAUGCCCCAAGUGGACAUGGGACCCGUCUUGCCCAGGCGAGAGGGAUUCGAUUUGAGUUCCACAAGGGUGCAGCGGAUCAUACGUUCAUGAGGAUGGAUGGAGAGCCAUGGAAACAGCCUCUGCCAACAAAAGAUGAGAAUGAGAAUGUUGUGAUUGAGAUAUCUCGUUUUGGUCAAGUCAGCAUGUUGGCUACAGGGGAGAAUCCCUCUAAAAGUGUGAAUGACCCGUUGACCCCACGGACUCCUAGUAAAGAUAGUGAGUAUGACAGUGAUGAAGAAGAGUUGGAGGAGAUUCCUGAAGAUAGAAAAAAGUUGGGGGCGGCUGCCAGUUUCAAACUACCCCAAGACUUCAACCUAUCGCAAGUCAGUUAGGUUAUUCAUUAUUGUUUUGGUUGGUAUAUAGGGUAUCUUUGUUUGUUUGUUUGUUUGUUUCAGGGGUACAAAUGAAAUGGUUCGUAGUAUACAUAUAUGAUAUUUCUUGGAUUUUAACCAUUCGGGUGGGUGUAGGGUACAAAUUGAUUUCAGAAAUUAGUUCAGGAAGGAGAGAGCCUUACUAGUGCUGUAAAUGAUUAGUUAACCUUUGUAUUUACCAAGUAAUGAAAGAGGCUGACUAUUUUGGAUGUGUUAG
Messenger RNA from Lactuca virosa, 2359 nucleotides. The record is from the annotation of a GenBank genome assembly. NCBI's taxonomy places the organism in Eukaryota, Viridiplantae, Streptophyta, Magnoliopsida, Asterales, Asteraceae.